Rotaria sp. Silwood2 is the source of this 510-nucleotide messenger RNA. The record is from the annotation of a GenBank genome assembly. NCBI's taxonomy places the organism in Eukaryota, Metazoa, Rotifera, Eurotatoria, Philodinida, Philodinidae.
AAAUAUUACGAUGAUAUAACAAAUAAUUUUCCAGGUGGAAUAUUUAAAUAUGUUCGUACAGUAUCAUUCUAUGAUGAACGCCCUUUUGAACAUGAAUUUUUCGUUAAAAUUGCUCAAUCAUUUCCAUUCAUGGAAGAAUUAACUGUACGUAAUCAAAAACGACAAAUUAAUAAACGACUUAGAAAUUCAAAAAAUUUAUCAAUCAUUAAAUAUCCUUAUCUUAAAGAACUUUUUAUUAUUAAUACUUGCAUGGAUUACUAUGAACAAUUCUUAUUCGAUACUAAUACGUGUUUACCAUUUGAUGUUCGUGUUUAUAUGCAGUAUGAACUAGUGAAGCAAGUAACACGUAAUUUCACAAGAAAUAGAACACGAAGUAAUUGUGCGAAAAUUAAUUACGUAAAUUUAUGUAAAGAAAUGAAAUUCCCUGAAUAUUCUGACGAGUUUUCUGCUGGAAAAGAACCAUUUCGUGAACAUAUAAAAGAAUAUUUUCCUCAUACGCAAAUAGAUUGA